Drosophila bipectinata is the source of this 630-nucleotide messenger RNA. Its product is annotated as sex-regulated protein janus-B. Gene Ontology annotation, biological process: peptidyl-histidine dephosphorylation. Lineage: Eukaryota; Metazoa; Arthropoda; Insecta; Diptera; Drosophilidae. The record is from RefSeq and is a predicted model, not a curated record. Gene Ontology annotation, molecular function: protein histidine phosphatase activity. Gene Ontology annotation, cellular component: cytosol.
AGCUAGACUUUGUAUUUCAUUUCAGUCAGAAAUUGUUAUCAGAUUCGUCCCGCACGUCACAAAAAAAAGCUACACAAAAUUCCUUGUUAAACGAAAAGUUUGGUUUAUGUUGUUCAAUAUGGAUAUUUUGAGGAAGUUAUCGAGGCCCGCCUGUCGUCCCAUGAUGCAGGCGUUCCGUUUCUAUUGUGAUAACCCCAAUCGCAACUUAAUAACAUUCCCCGUUGCUCAAAUCCAAGAGGGAAAAUCCAAGUAUAUGAUGGCAUACGUCUAUAUUCAUGGCGAAAUGGCUAACGCCAAAAUUGUAAUCCGUAGCAACGCCAGAGCCAAGUACCAUCUCGACGUCUAUGACGAGUUGCAAAAGGAGGCGUCGGAGAAGGGCUUGUGCACCCAAGGACUUGGCGGUGGGUAUAUGGUCCACGACCCGGAAAAGAAAUACAUGAAGCUCUAUGGCCGGUCCACGACCCUGGGCAAGGCCGACCACGAGAAUGCCCGUGAAGUACUGCAGCCCAGCUAUACCGAUCAUAAGAUUGAUGCCGAGUCCGGCGGCAUGGAGCCCUGAGUAAUCCUUUAGAUUUGGUAUUAUUCAUUUGGGACUCGGGGGAAUGAUUUUUCCAUUUUUGAAAAUUCUAG